Aspergillus melleus is the source of this 180-nucleotide messenger RNA. RefSeq lists its product as uncharacterized. Bases 1 to 180 code for a protein of 59 amino acids. Lineage: Eukaryota; Fungi; Ascomycota; Eurotiomycetes; Eurotiales; Aspergillaceae. The record is from RefSeq and is a predicted model, not a curated record. The transcript has a single exon.
AUGGAGUCGAUGCAGGUAGAACAGCACGAGGAGCCCGCACCGCCACGUCUUCUCCUGAAACUGGUCAGCGCGGGCUUCGCGUUCUUCGUUGCAGGCCUCAACGAUGGCAGUCUAGGGGCUCUCAUUCCAUACAUUCGCGAGUCCUACCAUAUCGAUACAAACCUGGUGUCCGUCGUGUAG